Molecule: messenger RNA, 1718 nt
Organism: Ruditapes philippinarum (Manila clam)
Lineage: Eukaryota; Metazoa; Mollusca; Bivalvia; Venerida; Veneridae
Product: carbonyl reductase [NADPH] 1-like
Exons: 8
Coding region: 132-965 (277 amino acids)
Molecular function (GO): carbonyl reductase (NADPH) activity
Source: RefSeq, a predicted model, not a curated record
GAUGUAAACAUUCCCAGUCAAAAAGUAGAACAAAAAUUUGUUACAUGUACAUGCAUACUGUCCUAGAAAUCAAGCAAUUAGUACAGUUAGCGUGAGAUAUAUCAGAAACGAUCAGUGCAUUUUGAUUCACGAUGAGUGCUUCUAAACGAGUUGCAGUCGUCACUGGCGCCAACAAAGGGAUAGGAUAUGCUAUUGUUAGAGGGCUUUGCAAACAGUUUGACGGGGAUGUCAUUCUGACAGGAAGAAGUGAAAGUAGGGGACAGGAAGCCAUUAAACAAUUAAAUGGUGAAGGGUUGAAGCCUUUGUUUCACCAACUAGACCUUGAUGAUGUUGCCAGUAUCGACAGAUUAAAAACAUUCCUACAGACAACAUACUCUGGUCUUGAUAUACUUGUCAACAAUGCUGGAAUAGCCUUCAAGAUGGCAGCCACUGAACCAUUUGCUGUACAAGCUGAGAUCACCGUAGCAACCAAUUUCUGGGGUACUUUGAAUGUUUGCAAGAAACUCUUCCCACUUCUAAGACCACAUGCCAGGGUGGUAAAUGUAUCAAGUGGAGCCAGCAAUAUGGCAGCCAAAAAAUGUAGCUCUGCUCUGAAUGCCAAGUUUCUCACUCCUGAUCUGGAUGUAGCGAAGGUGGAACAAAUGAUGACGGAGUUUGUCAAUUCAGCUAAAGACGGUACAUUCCAGAAGAAAGGAUGGUGUGAGUCAGCAUAUGGCUGUUCUAAGAUUGGUGUUACCCUGCUUAGUUUUGCCCAGCAGAAAGAGUUCGAUAACGAUUCUCGUCCUGACAUUAUUGUUAAUGCUUGUUGUCCUGGUUAUGUGGAUACAGACAUGAGCAGUCACAAAGGAACAAGAACUAUUGAUGAAGGAGCAGAUACACCAAUCUACCUGUCACUGCUACCAGAGAAUGCUUCAAGCCCUAAAGGAAAGUUUCUGAGAGACAGAAAGGUCCUAUCCUGGCCUUGACUAACUGGACAUCUCUAGAACACCAGCAUUAUUUUAAACGAUAGUCUCUAGAAAUAAAAUAUUAGCUGCUUAAAUGCUUUUCUUAUGAACUAAAAGACUAUUUUGGUUGUGUACAAUAUUUUAAGAAUGUGGACUUAGAUGGCUAAUUUUUUUGAAAACGUCAUAAUUAUUUUGUUUAUUGUUAAUUUUUAAGGCAUUUGUCAAUUUUGAAAAUCUCUUAAUGACCUCAAUUGCAGAACCUGCCAUUUUGACAUAAUAAAUAUUAAAUUAACUAUGUACAUGUAUCAUUUGUUGUAAUAUACAUGUAUUUAUACAUGUACUUCACAUUUGCAACAUCAUAUCUCAUUGGAUAAUCAUGACUUUUAUAUAAAUUUUACACAUGGCUACUGUCAAUUAAUGAUGUAAUACAAUUUUUCUUUUUUUUUAAAUAAAGGAAAUUUGCUGUAUUAUAAAUUCUCUUUCAGAUUUUUUUUACCAGGUUGUGAACAAUAUUUUAUAUAUUUUAAAAAUUCUUUAUAUACAUUUACAUUUGUGUGUAAGUGUAUUCUGAUUUCAGAUGUAUACAUGUUUAUUAUAUUCUUCACAUGAAAGUAAAGAAAAGAGUGAGCAAGGGUACCAUUUCAAUAUAAAUCGGGUACUUUUCAGAUUUUUCCUGCAAAUUGACAUCGAAGUACUUACAGGUUUUUGUUGAAUAUAAUGUUAAAUAUAUUGCUGCUACAGUUGCUUUUGAAUCAAAAUAAAAUAUUGCAAAGA